UCCCCAUAAAAACCAAAAGCCAAAUGACCAAACCAAAUACCACCACCAAUUUCGACUUACUCCUCAAGCCCAUCGCCGCCGUCAUCAAUGCCGCCUCAGCUACCGCCAAACCCGAUAUCUUUCCAUUAAACGCGGCAGCUGCUUCUUUAUCAUUAUCAUCCAAAUGUCCUACUCUCAUUCUCACUCAACUCCCGUGAACAACUCCUCUGGCUCUGCUGGUAGUAGCAGCAGCACCAGCUUGUCUCGUGGUGAGGACGCGGGGGAAGUGGUACCGUGGGAACCUGACACGUCUUCCCACCAUCAAUUUCCAUGUCUUCACGAUUAUCCACCGUCCGAUGAGGAUACCAUUUCAAAACUCAUUGACCUGGAAUCCCAUCAUAUGCCUUUACCCGAUUACCUUCAACGUUGCCAGGACCGUUCUGUCGACAUCAUUGCCCGCCAAGACUCCAUCAAUUGGAUCCUAAAGGUCCAUGCAUACUAUAAUUUCAGCCCAGUAACUGCGUUUCUCUCCGUCAACUAUUUCGACCGAUUCCUCUCUUCUCAUUCUCUUCCCGAAGCAAAUGGGUGGCUGUUUCAGCUUCUAUCGGUGGCUUGUUUAUCUUUGGCAGCAAAAAUGGAGGAACCCGAAGUGCCAUUGUUACUGGACCUUCAAGUAUUCGAACCCAGAUUCGUUUUCGAACCUAAAACCAUCCAAAGAAUGGAGCUUCGUGUCAUGGCCACUCUCAAUUGGAGACUACGUUCCGUAACUCCGUUUGAUUAUCUACAUCACUUCGUUUGCAAGCUCCCUUCUUGCUCCACCCUGUUACCCGAUUCUUUUGCUUCUGUCAUCUCUGCUUCUUCGGAUCUCAUUCUCAACACCACUCGUGUUAUUGAUUUCUUGCGAUUCGCGCAGUCGACGAUGGCGGCAGCCGCCGCGCUUUGUGCCGCCGGAGAGGGUUUUGAAUUUCCGGCUACUGAAGCUAUUUUUUACGAGAGUGUAAACAAAGAAAUGGUGAGAAGCUGUCACCAACUAAUGGAAGAAUAUUUGGUCGACACAUGUCCAUCUACUCGGCUCAAGGAGCGAAGAGUCGAGCAGCCACCCGCACCUCCAAGCCCAGUCGGUGUUCUCGACGCGGCUGGUUGCGGCAGCUGUGACACGCGCUCCGAGAAUCCUGGCUCCAGUAGCCAAGAAGAGCCGCCACCCAAGCGGUUACGGUCCUCUGCUCCGGAUGUACAGAAAUCGUAGAUAAGACCCACCCCCUGCUCCAUCUAUCUCUUAAGAAAGUGUGGAACUUUUUUUUGUCAAUAGUUAUUUAAAUGAUGAAGGGUCGGGAUUGGAUGAUAUAAAGGGAAGAGGGAAUUUAGUUGUUAAUCAUUAUUAUAAUUAUUGUUAUUUUUAAGAGCUAAAUAUGUAAAAAAUAAACGAUCCGAUUAACGUGUAUUUAUAAAUAUCGUUUUAAAAAAUUACAUUUUUUAC
Molecule: messenger RNA, 1456 nt
Organism: Durio zibethinus
Lineage: Eukaryota; Viridiplantae; Streptophyta; Magnoliopsida; Malvales; Malvaceae
Product: cyclin-D4-1-like
Source: RefSeq, a predicted model, not a curated record